Cynara cardunculus var. scolymus (artichoke) is the source of this 1192-nucleotide messenger RNA. Its product is annotated as putative MO25-like protein At5g47540. The transcript has 11 exons. The record is from RefSeq and is a predicted model, not a curated record. The coding region runs from base 123 to 1142 and encodes 339 amino acids. Lineage: Eukaryota; Viridiplantae; Streptophyta; Magnoliopsida; Asterales; Asteraceae. Gene Ontology annotation, biological process: intracellular signal transduction. Gene Ontology annotation, molecular function: protein serine/threonine kinase activator activity.
GUCACAUUCCCACACCCUCUUCACGGUCGCCGUGAAUCGUCUCGCCGUCCUCCCUUUUCUCUCUUACCUGCCGAAAACGACCACCGCCGGAGCAGAACAACCAUAGCCAUAGCACCGCCGACAUGAAAGGUCUCUUCAAGUCAAAGCCUAAGACGCCGGUUGACCUCGUUCGUCAAACUCGGGAUCUCCUCAUAUUCGCCGACUCCAAGCCCGAUAGUCGCGAAAGCAAACGCGAGGAAAAGUUUGCAUCAUUGAGUAAGCUUCUCCGUGAACUAAAGCAAAUUCUGUAUGGGAACAGUGAAGCCGAGCCAGUCUCCGAAGCUUGUGCUCAACUGACUCAAGAGUUCUUUAAAGAAAACACGCUCCGUUUGUUGAUAGUUUGUCUCCCAAAAUUGAACUUGGAAGCUCGCAAGGAUGCUACUCAAAUUGUUGCAAACCUGCAACGGCAACAAGUUCAGUCACGGUUGAUUGCAUGCGACUAUUUGGAGGCAAAUAUUGAUCUAAUGGAUAUCUUGGCCACAGGUUAUGAGAAUCCAGAUAUGGCAUUGCAUUAUGGUGCUAUGCUGAGGGAAUGCAUACGUCAUCAAAGUGUUGCUAGAUAUGUUUUGGAGUCGGAGCAUAUGAAGAAGUUCUUUGAUAUUAUUCAACUUCCAAAUUUCGAUAUUGCCGCUGAUGCCGCAGCAACGUUCAAGGAACUCUUGACACGACACAAAUCAACCGUUGCUGAGUUUCUUUCUAAAAACUACGACUGGUUUUUCGCAGAGUACAACUCAAAGCUUCUUGAGUCUCCCAAUUACAUAACCAGAAGACAAGCCAUCAAGCUGUUGGGAGACAUGUUGCUAGAUCGUUCAAAUUCUGCUGUGAUGACACGAUAUGCGAGUUCAAGGGACAACUUGAGGAUCUUGAUGAAUCUUCUGAGAGAGUCGAGCAAGAGCAUUCAGAUAGAAGCAUUUCAUGUUUUUAAGUUGUUUGCAGCCAACCAGAAUAAGCCGGCCGACAUCAUCAGCAUACUUGUUGCAAAUAGAAGCAAACUUCUGCGGCUGUUUGCUGAUUUCAAGCCGGAUAAAGAGGAUGAGCAGUUUGAAGCUGACAAAGCUCAAGUGGUUAGAGAGAUUGCUGGGCUAGAACCACGAGACCAUUAAAUGAGAAGGAGCAUUGAAUUAAUGUGAAAUAAAUAUAUAUUGAGAUGAGA